This is a messenger RNA of Metschnikowia bicuspidata var. bicuspidata NRRL YB-4993, 666 nucleotides long. RefSeq names its product diacylglycerol kinase. Gene Ontology annotation, molecular function: ATP-dependent diacylglycerol kinase activity. Gene Ontology annotation, cellular component: endoplasmic reticulum membrane. The record is from RefSeq and is a predicted model, not a curated record. The coding region runs from base 1 to 666 and encodes 221 amino acids. The transcript has a single exon. Lineage: Eukaryota; Fungi; Ascomycota; Pichiomycetes; Serinales; Metschnikowiaceae. Gene Ontology annotation, biological process: phosphatidic acid biosynthetic process.
AUGCUAAGACACGAAAUUCCUCGCAAGGCCUUCCAUUCUUCCAUUGGCCUCGUGACUAUUUAUCUUUACACUUGUGGCUUUCUGCAGUACCAGAUCGCCCGUCCGCUCUGGGCAAUCUUCAGCGGCACAUCGCUUUUCGAGUUGGUUCGCUUGAAGUCGUCUAGGGUUAAUAAUGCAAUUUUGCCCUGGGUGGAAUAUUUGAUUCGUGCACUGGAAAGAGAUUCGUGCAACGGGAUUGUGUUUUAUCUUGCAGGUGUUUCGUUAGUGCUCAGUUUCGCCCCCAAAGAUGUCGCAGUAGUCAGUAUUCUUCUUUUGAGCUGGGCGGAUACCGCGGCGUCAACUGUGGGAAGAGCCUGGGGAAAAUACACGCCCAAAGUGGCCCAGGGGAAGUCUUUGGCUGGGUGUUUGGCAAGUUUCUUUGUGGGUGUACUUGUGUGUUACUUUUACUAUGGAUACCUUGUGCCAAAGUACCAAGUAGACAGCAUUGGUGAUAACUAUUACUCUGAGUCCAGCAGCCACUUGAGCUUUCCUUAUUAUGCCUUCGCAACAGGACUCGUUACCUCGUUCUCGGAGGCUGUGAAUGUGGCCGGCCUCGAUGACAACUUCACUAUUCCCGUCAUAAGCUCCGUGGUUUUGUCUGGACUCAUAUAUGCAAACCACACAUAG